Molecule: messenger RNA, 228 nt
Organism: Clunio marinus
Lineage: Eukaryota; Metazoa; Arthropoda; Insecta; Diptera; Chironomidae
Source: the annotation of a GenBank genome assembly
AUGUAUGGCACAUCUAAGCGUUCAUUGUUUUAUUCAUUAAAAUUACGGUCUUGGAAUGUGCCAAACUUUGAUUCGUGGGAGUUCAUUAUGCUCAGUCAUACUCACUUAGUUGUUGUGCUGUCACGAAUACAACAAAAUGAUCCCAAAGUCAAAUCUCAAAUUCCGUUUGAGAUACACGAAAGAGCAAAAGAAGAAUUUGUGAAGCGGCUCGACUUUAAGAAUGCAUGA